Molecule: messenger RNA, 666 nt
Organism: Lottia gigantea (owl limpet)
Lineage: Eukaryota; Metazoa; Mollusca; Gastropoda; Lottiidae
Exons: 4
Coding region: 1-666 (221 amino acids)
Biological process (GO): response to oxidative stress
Molecular function (GO): heme binding; peroxidase activity
Source: RefSeq, a predicted model, not a curated record
AUGUUUCAAUCGCUGACAUGUUCAAACGGCGAAUGGAUGUAUCCACAACCUGUCUGUAAACUAGGUAAUGUACGAGUAAAUGUAGCCUCUGGUUUGAUCUCUAUUCAAACAAUUUUUCAUCGUUUCCAUAACCACAUUAUAGACUUACUACAAAGCCUUCUGGAUAGCUCGCAAUAUGUAUGGGAUGAUGAAAAGCUCUUUCAAGUAACAAGAAAAAUUGUUGGCGCUGUUAUACAAAAUAUAGCUUAUAAAGAAUUUCUUCCAUUAUUGAUAGGACCAGCUGCUAUGAGUCAAUAUGGACUAACGAAAUAUGAAAGUAGUGACUAUGAUUCAAGUAUAUCACCCGGUAUCUUCAGUAGUUUUAGUGCAGCAGCGUUUAGAUAUGGUCACCCUGCUUUUCCUAAUAAAUGGACACAUGGUACAGAGAAAAUUCCUUUCUCUGAGCUCUUCGAGAGACCUUAUUAUGUUCAAGCUGAUCAAGGCUUAGAAAAAACUGUGAAAGGAAUGCUUGAAGAUUCUAGUCAAGGAGCAGAAUUGAAAUAUAGUCAAGCUUUGCAAGUUGAUUUAGUAAAUUCCACAUUAGUUGAUGGAAACGAUAUGGCAGCAAUUGAUAUACAGAGAGGACGAGAACUUGGUUUACCAUCGUAUAACACAUUCCGUGAAUAA